AUGCCGGAGAAACUGACCAAUGUCAUCAUCAAGUUUUAUGAUGAGUAUAUGCAGACGACGCCCAAAAAGUUAAAGAUCAUUGAUGCGUAUUUGCUGUAUGUGCUGUUGACUGGUAUCAUACAGUUCAUCUACUGUUGUUUGGUGGGCACCUACCCGUUCAACUCUUUUCUCUCGGGUUUUAUUUCCACGGUCGGAUCUUUCAUCUUAGCAGUGUGCCUAAGAUUGCAAAGUAACCCCCAGAACAAAGCCGAAUUUACCGGAAUAAGCCCUGAGAGGUCAUUUGCCGAUUUCAUUUUUGCUCACGUCAUCCUGCAUCUUGUCGUCAUCAACUUCAUUGGUUGA
Candidula unifasciata is the source of this 342-nucleotide messenger RNA. NCBI's taxonomy places the organism in Eukaryota, Metazoa, Mollusca, Gastropoda, Stylommatophora, Geomitridae. The record is from the annotation of a GenBank genome assembly.